GCCCUCUGAUUGGUUUAAAAAUGGCGGCAAAUUUUAAUUUUUGAAACCGGAGCCGCGAAGAAUGGCGACGCGCUGCUGAGGGGAAUUCUCCGCCGCCGCUGUGACAACUCCCUCGUUCUUUCUCCCUCUCCUCCUUCAUCAUCAUCAUCAUCUUCUUCUACGUCUCGGAGCGAUAACGACGACGAGGAGAAUAAGAAAAAAAACAAUAAAGACAACUGAUAAUAACAAUUCUUAUUAUUAUUAACUCGGAAGCAUCGGGCCCUGUCCAUCCUCGCGGUAGGCCGCUAUCGUCCGCACACCUCUUCACGAGAGAGAGAGUUGUUUACACUCUUCGACACAAAAAACAACAACAACGAUGAGCUUCGCUAAAGCGGCGCUGUUCGUGGCGCCGCUCGUUUGGCUUCAUUUGGGCUGCCGGGCACUCGGAGACGCCGCGGAGCCUCGUGACAAGCGUCUCAACCUCCUCCUGAUCGUGGUGGACGACCUGAGGACCACCCUGGGUUGCUACGGAGACCCCGUCGUCAAGACCCCCAACAUCGACCAGCUGGCUUCCAGGAGCGUGCUCUUCAACGCCACCUUCGCACAGCAAGCGGUGUGCGGGCCGAGCCGCACGUCCAUGCUGACCAGCCGGCGCCCCGACACGACGCGCCUCUACGACUUCGGCUCCUACUGGCGCCGGAGCGCCGGCAACUUCAGCACCCUGCCGCAGUACCUGCGCACACACACAUACUUCACCGCCUCCGUCGGCAAGGUGUUCCACCCAGGCAUCGUGUCGAACUUCACGGACGACUUCCCCUACAGCUGGUCCAUCCCCGCCUACCACCCUCCCACCCAGCAGUACAAAGAUGCCAAGGUGUGCGUGGGCCCUGAGGGGGGCCCCCCGCAGGCUGAUUUGGUGUGCCCCGUGGACGUGGCCUCCAUGCCCGGCGGCACGCUGCCUGACAUGGAGACCACCACUGAGGCCGCACGCCUCCUGACCAAGUUCGCAUCGCGGCCUGCUCAGCCGUUCAUGCUGGCGGUGGGAUACCACAAGCCCCACGUACCCCUCAAGUACCCCAAGGAGUUCCUGUCCCUGUACCCGCCUGGCUCCGUUGGGCUGGCUCCGGACCGAGCCAUCCCCCGGGGCCUGCCCUCCGUGGCGUGGAACCCCUGGGUGGAUGUGCGCAGACGUCACGACGUGGCACGUCUCAACGUCUCCUUCCCCUACGGGGCCCUGCCUCUGCCCUUUCAGGUGGAGGUGCGCAGGAGCUACCUGGCGGCCGUCUCCUACGUGGACCGUGAGGUUGGGCUGCUGCUGUCGGCCCUCGACUCCCUUGGCCUCGCGGACAGCACCGCCAUCGCCUUCACCUCCGACCACGGCUGGUCUCUAGGGGAGCACGGGGAGUGGGCCAAGUUCAGCCUCUUCGAGGUGGCCACGCGCGUACCGCUGCUCAUCUCUGUGCCGGGCCUCACCGCUGGGGGGGCCGGCGGCGGGGGGGGCGGGCGGGGGGGGGCCCCCCCCGGCCCUCGCUUCCCCUUCGUGGACGUCCUGCGGAGCCCUGCGGGGAAGCCUCCUGCACCAGGGCGCGUGUGUGCCGACCCGGUGGAGCUGGUGGACGUGUUCCCCACGCUGGUGGAGCUGCUGCUGCUGCCGCCGUUGCCGGCGUGCCCGGCGCCGUCGUUCGGCGUGGAGCUGUGCACGGAGGGGCGAAGUCGCGCGGCCUUCAUCCUCCUCAACACCUCGGACACCACGCCGGUGCGGGAUGACGACGACGAGGAUGACGACGAGGAUGAUGAUGAGGAUGAUGAUGAGGAUGAUGAGGAGGUCGCCUACAGCCAGUACCCCCGCCCGGGCCUGCACCCGGGCCCCAACUCGGACCUCCCCUCUCUGGCGGACAUCCGUGUGAUGGGCUACUCGGCACGCACCCGCCGCUACCGCUACUCCGCCUGGGUGCCCUUCGACCCCCGCUCCUUCAGGGCGGACUUCUCGAGGCCCCUCGCUCGCGAGUUCUACCUGCUGGGCCGCGACCCCGGGGAAGACCACAACCGCGCGGGCCCGGCCGGCUACGGCGGUGCCGGUGGGCCGCCGUCGCCGUCGCCGGGAGAGGAGGUGGACGAGGUGGACGAGGUGGAGCAGGAGGAGGUGGAGGAGGAGGUGAAGCACGCGGGAGCCAUGAAGAGGUUGGCCGCCAGAGUCGCCCGCAAGUUUGGCGCUGUUAAUUGAGGGGCCGAGGAAGCUAACGGUGACGGUGACGAUGACGGUGACUGUGACGGUGACUGUGGUGACGGUGACGGUGACUGUGGUGGUGGUG
This is a messenger RNA of Petromyzon marinus (sea lamprey), 2291 nucleotides long. The record is from RefSeq and is a predicted model, not a curated record. Lineage: Eukaryota; Metazoa; Chordata; Hyperoartia; Petromyzontiformes; Petromyzontidae.